AUGAUUAUCAUUAGUAGUAAUAACAAUAAUAGUAAUGAUAAUGUUGAAGAAGAAGUAUUGUUGGUGGUAUUACCAAUCACUUUGAUUCAAAGAAUUCUUACAGAGUUAUGGCAGAGUCAAUACCUGCUGGUAACGACAAAGUUACAAUUCUAUCAAACAGUACUGCCAGUGUUUACAUUGCUAUCGAAACGAUUCUUUGUAUUCACUUCGAAUUGUUUAUUUACAAAACAGCGAUUGCAAGUCGAGAGUACUAAUUCAUUGGGUGGUGGUGGUGGAGGUUACAAUGCUGCUCUUUCUAGGACUGUCUCGGCGAUCAAGCAUGCUAUCACCAAUCGGUUAUCGAUAUUUAAGCAUAUUGAAACUCUGACUAUCGAUACUGAAUUGUUUAACUAUUUCAUUCGAGAGACAACAAUCUUCAUCAUCGAUGAUACCCAACAACAGCAAUUGCUAUUGUUGUUUGGACGGGUCCGGUAUCUUACACUGAGGGGUCACCAUAUUAAUAAAAAUGGAAUCAAUACCAUAGUUACGUUUAUGACAAUGUUAGAGUCAUUGGCAUUGAAAGAUGUUUACAUAGAUAUAAAUCAACCGUUUGGAACAGUAACAGUAGAAGAUAGUAGUAUUUCACUUCUAAACAGUAUUCAACUGGCAAUUCCAAGUUUGACAGCCAUCGAUUUAAGUACAACACAUUUUAAUUACAAACCGCAACAACAACAAUUAAUAAUCCAAAAAAACAUUCAUUCUAUAAAAUUACCAAAGAAACCAUUCCCCAAUUCAACAUUUUUCAAAUUUCCACAACCAAAUAAAUUCCAUACAAUUGGAAUAUCAUUGUCAAUAUUAAACAAUUCGAAAAUAUUUCAAUUACCAAGCGGUUUCUUCACAGAGAAUCUGACCAAGUUAAUCAUCUACAAUACAACAAUGCAUUCCGACUGCUACGAUGAUCUCUAUGAGUUCCUUGUUAUGACACCGCAUUGCAGAGUCAAUUAUCUAGCUAUAGAAUAUAAUCAAACAGUUGCAAAUUGGCUAAAGGAAACAAUUCCAAAGUGUCCGACAAUAGAAACAAUCAGAUUUCUCAAAGGAACAGAACAAUGUUUUGGAAAUCAAUUGACAUGCAUCCAACAAUGUAGGAGAAACCUGAGACAACUCAUUACCUAUACCAGUUUCGACCCAUCGAAACUCAAUUAUUUUACACCGCAGUUCAAAAUACACUUUCAACAUUGUAUCUUUCAAAUGGCAUCAAUCAAGAAAAACAAUAAUAAAGAGUUUAUAAAAUAUGUUCUUUCCAUUGAAUGGAAAUGA
Heterostelium album PN500 is the source of this 1296-nucleotide messenger RNA. RefSeq lists its product as uncharacterized. NCBI's taxonomy places the organism in Eukaryota, Evosea, Eumycetozoa, Acytosteliales, Acytosteliaceae. The transcript has a single exon. The record is from RefSeq and is a predicted model, not a curated record. Bases 1 to 1296 code for a protein of 431 amino acids.